Molecule: messenger RNA, 1618 nt
Organism: Tetranychus urticae (two-spotted spider mite)
Lineage: Eukaryota; Metazoa; Arthropoda; Arachnida; Trombidiformes; Tetranychidae
Source: RefSeq, a predicted model, not a curated record
AAAGAAUACGAAAUAGUUAAAUUAUAUUGCUUAAGUUGUAUAGUUGAAUAGUAGUAUUGUGCAUUUUUAUUUCACACCAGUUUCAUCCUGGUGAUUCAUUAGUGACUUGAAUUCAUCAUCAAACUAACCAGUGAUACAAGUUAAUCAAAGAUGACCUCUUAUCGUUUUCUGGUGACAGCAAUCGAUUCUUAUGGACAUAUCAAUGCAGCUUUAGGGUUUGCUGAAGGUUUAAAGGCUGCUGGACAUGAAGUUUAUUUUGCUCAUCGUGAAAAACACAGACAUUUAGCGGUUAAAAGAGGAUUUUCGUUCAUUCCGUUUGAUAACCAAUUGGGUGAGACGAAUUUGGAGGGUGCGAUUUUCCAAUGGAUUGAUGCAUUUGCGGAUAAAUUUAGACAAGAGCCGUUGAAACGUUUUAAAGGAAUUUCAUUGGACGAAAAAGAAUCUUUAAUAGUUCAGGCCAAAAUUUUCGCUGAAUUGAACGCUGCCUUGCAAAGGAUAGUUUCUGAUGAAAACAAUAAAUUUGAUGGGAUUGUUUCUGAUACCAUAAUAUCUCCAUAUCCAUUCCUGUACAAACAUUCAAUUCCUUGGUUUCCACUUGCAUCAUUGAAUCCAUUGAUAUUGUACCCAAAAGGACCUCCACCAUUUUCUGGUUACUCAGUUAACAGUGAUCCAUCUAAUUGGGAUGAAUUUAGAGAAGCCUAUCAACGAGCUCAUUCAAGAUUAACUGAAACCACUAAUGAAAAUUUGACUGCUGCUGGUCUUGAUCCUGCUAAAUUUGAUUCAGCGAGAUUUGUAAGUAGUCUUCAGACAAUCGGAUUUUACCAUUACCCAGCUGACUUGGAUUACAUUGAAUGUGAACCAAAAGAUCCUAAUUGGCAUCGUGUUGAUGCCUGGGUUCGUCAACCAGAUUUUGAUACUGAAUUUGUUAUCCCAGAAAAGUUACAAGAUAAACCAGGAAAAGUAAUUUACUUUUCAUUGGGAUCAUUAGGAUCCGCUGAUUUGGUUAUAAUGAAGAAGUUAAUUGCUAUUCUAGCCAAAUCACCACACAAAUUUAUCAUAUCAAAAGGACCACGAGGUGAUGCACUAGAAUUGGCCGACAACAUGUGGGGUGAAAAUUAUGUUAACCAGAUUGCGGUUGUUCGAGGUGUCGAUCUGGUCAUAACUCAUGGAGGAAACAAUACUUUUACGGAGACACUUUAUUACGGAAAGCCAAUGAUUGUCAUUCCCUAUUUUUAUGAUCAAUUUGAUAAUGCACAGCGAGUGGUCGACAAAAAAGUUGGCUUUCGCAUCAAUCCGUACGAACUUGACGAAGAUUAUCUUCUUAGCUGCAUUGAGAAGAUAUUUGAAGACAAAGAAAUGCAAGAUCGAGUCAAAGCCAUUUCACAUAACAUGAGAAAUUCAAACAGCUUUUCUCAAGCUAUCAAAAUGAUUGAAAGACGAAUUGAACAAAGUAAAAGUAAAUCGUAAAAUGCAGUCCAUGGUAAUCCCUUAAGAACCAACACUUUGAGUUUACUUCCAUGGUUGUUACUGAAGUAGAAUUGAUUGCAGUAGAUUGAUGAUUCUUGCUAAUUAAAUAAAAAAUCUCUUAUUCAGUAAUAAAAUCAAAUAAAUUUAGCAA